UGGACCAAACAUUGAUCGUAACAUAACAAUAGAUUUAUGUCUAUUUACACGAUUAACUAAUAUCACGAUAAUAGAUAAGAUUAUCUGUAAUAUACAAUUGUGAAAUGAGACAUUCUUAUCUUCAUGUUUUGAACUAUCGCUAAAAUAAAUUUUUUUUUACUUGUAGUACUUUUUUUUUGAUUUUUUAAAGUUCUCAAAAUUACGUCAUGAGUAACACGCUUUUAAGUGGAUUCCAAGUAAACUGGAUGAAUUUAAGAGAUGCUGAUACUGGGGUUAUAUUGUGGCAAGGAAAUGACGAUUUAUCUCUACCUGAUAAGGAACAUGAAGCAAGAGUACCAAAAAAAAUUUUAAAAUGUAGAGCUGUAUCUAGAGAAAUAAACUUUUCAUCAGUUGAACCUAUGGAAAAAUUGAGACUACAGCAAAAAGUACUUUUUAAGGGACGUUGCUUAGAGGAAUGGUACUUUGAGUUUGGAUUUGUCAUUCCUAAUUCAACCAAUACGUGGCAAUCAUUAAUUGAAGCGGCACCAGAGUCUCAAAUGAUGCCUGCAAAUGUUUUAAAUGGCAAUAUAGUAAUAGAGACUAACUUUUAUGAUGAUGAAUUUUUAAUUUCAUCUUCGAAAGUGCGGUUAUACUAUGUCUAAUAUGAAGUUAUCUAUAUAGUUAUAUUUGUAAAUAUACACAUUCUUGUACAUUUUUAUAAAGAAUAAUAAAGAACAAUUAGUUUAAAUUGUUAAAAAAAAAUGUAAAUGUUUAUUUAUUGUAAUUAAUUUUGUUAUAGAGAUGUUACUUUUUUUCAUUAUUAAUUUAAACUAAUUAAGUAAUUGACUUUAUUAUAUAUGUAAUUAAAAAUAAUUAUCUUUUAAACAACUAUUCAACUAACUCAUUGUUGUACAUAAAACUUAAUCAAUUUUUAACUUAUAAGUAAUUAUUAUUUUUUGGUUAUGAGUUUAUUAAGUUCAAUUUUUUAAUUUUUCAUUAUACACAUAAAAAGGUUGAGUAUUAAUGUAACACUUAAAUGUGUUACAUUAAAAUUUAAUUGUUUAGUUUUCAAAUAUAUACUUUUAUUCUACAUUGAUUAAGUCAAUUAUACAUUUAUUUUAUAUUUAAUGAUUGGUGAGUAAAUGAUUAUAAUCAUUUACCACCCACCAAUAAUAAUUAAUAAAUAAUAAUAAUCUUUUCAUAGUUAUAAUUAUAGUUAUCACAUUUAUUCUAAAUAUAAAUAUAGUAUUAAAUUUAAUGAAAUUAAAUUACUUUGAUUGAUUUUAAUGAGCCAACUAAUUCAAUAAUUGUAUCUGAACAUUAAUUCUAUGAUUAAAAUAAUUUAAAAAUAUUAUAUUAUUGUUAUUGUAAUGUAUAAAAAUUGUAGAAAUUAUCUGUGUCAGCAAAUACCUAAUAUACAUUAUUAGUUUUAUAAGACAUGGUAUUCUAACACAACAUUUAAUAUCAUAUUUUAAAAAGGUAAAUAUUUUAGUUAAAAUUCUUAUUUUAAAUGUAUAAACUUAUCUUUAUCUAUUAAAUUUUUUAUGUCACUUGAUUUUAUGUUAGUAACAUAAAUGUUUUAUGACAAGUUAUUGAAUCAUUUUUGAGACUAUUAAGUUAACAUUUUAAAUAAAGAUUGCAAUUAUUGUGCUAUUAAAUAUGUCUCACUCUGUAUUGUGGAAAUAUGUUGCACUAGAAAAUCAUAUUUUAUGUAACACUCAAAUACUAGUUUUUAAACACAAUUAAAAAUUAUUUGCCUUC
Molecule: messenger RNA, 1740 nt
Organism: Daktulosphaira vitifoliae (grape phylloxera)
Lineage: Eukaryota; Metazoa; Arthropoda; Insecta; Hemiptera; Phylloxeridae
Gene: PrBP
Product: retinal rod rhodopsin-sensitive cGMP 3',5'-cyclic phosphodiesterase subunit delta
Exons: 5
Coding region: 207-641 (144 amino acids)
Biological process (GO): sensory perception of light stimulus
Cellular component (GO): cytoplasm
Source: RefSeq, a predicted model, not a curated record